Messenger RNA from Panicum virgatum (switchgrass), 2878 nucleotides. RefSeq lists its product as uncharacterized. The record is from RefSeq and is a predicted model, not a curated record. The transcript is spliced from 8 exons. NCBI's taxonomy places the organism in Eukaryota, Viridiplantae, Streptophyta, Magnoliopsida, Poales, Poaceae. The coding region runs from base 1592 to 2878 and encodes 428 amino acids.
UCUAAGGAAGCCUCCAGAGCAGCUUUAUUUCACACACCAACAGCUGAUCCAAAUAGUGCAAUUGAAGUCCCAGCUCACAACCAAGUUAUCAUUACCAAAGUUUCUUGAAGUUACUGCUGUACUGGAUUCAAAACAGAAGGAACUUGUCAAAAGCAUUGGGUUCCAUCAUCUACUGGACUUGGCAUGCAAUAGUUUGCCGAAACAAAUCAUCUUUUGGCUUGUCAAUCAUUUUGAUACCCCCACAAGGACAUUUUUCUUUCCUAAUGGUCAUAGUUUUACACUAUCAAGCCAACACAUACAUCAUGUUCUUGGGACCCCAAUUGGUGGCUAACCUCUCCCCAAAAUUUGCAGUGAAGAUGCAAAAAAUCUUGUUCAGCAGGAAACAAAUUGCCAGGGAAACCAUCCAACUAUCAAUGAGCUGAAAGCAUUAAUCACCCCUGAUCUUGCUGGUCAUAAGUUUUUGAGAAUAUUUGCUCUUUUUGCACUAACAUCUCUUCUGUGCCCAACCAGUAGUGAUUGUGCAAGCCCUGAGUUUUAUGAAUCUAUAUAUGAGUCAGAAAAGAUCAUUUCAUAUGAUUGGUCAACUAUCAUCACAGACAAGCUUGUGUCAUCUAUUUCCAAAUUCCAGCAAGCUCGCAAACAGUGCACUACUGCUUCAUUAGGGGGCUGCACAAUCGCAAUACUGAUAAUAUAUCUUGAGCUUCUUGAUACCUCAGAGAUAAGCCUUCCAAAUUAUAUGCCUCAUCUAAGUAUUUGGUCAACAGAAAUCAUUAUGGCAUAUGUUGAGCUUGACAAAAUGAAUAAUGAUGGCACAAAUUUUGGAAGAAUCCCUCUGAGAGAUAUCAGGAGGUCAUGUUUUUGCACUCACUAUCCCAUCUCAGAUGGCAUUUUCAUCGAUACAAAUAGUGACAUGGAACACAAGUUGUCAACAAUUCUUCCAGAGGACUAUUACACUAAGGCAAGGAAACAGUUACACCUAAUGUACAAUGAAUCAUGGAAACAUUACAUCAACUCAAUGAAACCAUUGUUGCUCUCACAGAUAAGCCAAGCUGCAAGAAUUAUCCGCGACACAAACAACAGCUCCGUGUGCAAAUUGAAAAACAUUUCAAAUGACAAGUGUUCCACCCAGGUUCCUGUUUCUUUAUCAGCAAUUGAAACUAGAGCAAUUAGUGCACUUGCAGUGGCAUUUGAUCAGUCAAAUUCAACAUCUGCAACAGCUUUGCAGAGUAAUGAUCCACAUGACAAUGGAAAAACUAAGUUAGUUACACCCGCUGAACCUCUUGAUGCUGCAGUCAAUUAUGAAAUGGCAUGUCACAAUGAGCAUUUGCCUUCAAAAUACAUGCUCCCCCCACUAGAGUUUCAAGUCCCUGAAAUCAUUGAUGCUCAAACUGAAGCUGCAGAAAUUUUUGAGAAUUUCAUUGAUGAAUUGGAGCCAAUACAUUCAGAGGAUGCUGUUGAUAUUUGCUCUAGUCAGACCUCUUUUAUGGCAGAUCUGCAGAAACUAAUUUUUGGCACUCAGCAGUUGGAACUUGCACCACAAUAGGAGUCAGCCAACCUCAGCGAUUUUACCUCUUCAUUAGUAAAAUUAGGCAUGGAGUAUGGUUCAGUUGAUGGACGUUUACCUCCUGUAGAACAGAAAGUGCAGCUUCAAGGUGACAAUGUUUCAUGUCGGUCAUCUUCAAUAAACAGCGCACCAUUGAAGAAAAGACCAUUACCAGCAUCAUUGCUCAGAAUGUCUGGUAGUGGUAGUAUCAAGGAAGAUGAAACAAGUGUGAAAAAAACUAGAUUUCCAUCAUUAAAUGAUUUGCAGCUAGAAAAGAUCAGCAAAUUGCUUGCAGCUCGCAAGAAGAAACUUCAAUUUGCGACACCUCAGCACACCCAAGUCUUGGUUGAUUCUAUGGAUAGCAAAAAAUCAGAUGACCACCACCUAUCAGAAUCAGAUAUUCUCAUCUCUACAGAUUUUGUUCACAAGCAUCCCACAAAUGAAGAUAUCCAAUUGAACAACCUGAAACACAGCACUACGGACACAAGCUUCUCAGCACAUGUUGCUGAUUUAAAUAUAGACACUGAUGGUAUGUGUUCUGAUCUUGAUGACAUGAUCUGCAAUGAGGAAACUAUAAGACAAGUUGAUGACUCAAUUGCAACAUUUAGAAACUCACAACAGACUCCACCCGAAAGCAUGAUACCUAUGAAUCCUCUUGUGUACUGCCAUGUCUUUGUUUCAAUGCCUGUUCAAAGAGCAGUACACAAACAUAUUGUGAGCAACAUACCGCCUCCCUUCCCUGCAAGAAGCCCAAGGAUUGUCAAAAUGGUUUCUGUCAAUUGGGUUGAUCAUCGGACAUUUGGUCUUUCAAUGCAAGUAUAUGGUUCUGUAUCUCAUCAUGUCAUGAACAUCAUGGGUGUUGCUAUCAUGGAAGCGCAGUACACAAAACAUAUUCGCGGACUCUUACACGAUGAUGAAUGCGGCAAGCUCAUCAUCCAUAAUGACUUAGCAGUUAUGCUUCAAGAUACUGAAUCGAUACCUACUGACAUAGCUGUUAGUCUUUUAGAGAAGAAAAUUGGAUUCAGACUAGACAAUGUAGAUUUGGUGAAAAUAAACAUAGUGUUUGUGCCCCUAAGGAAAUACAACUACUGGUAUAUUGUUGUAGCCAAUUUCAGAGAUGGUAGAUUCGAAGUCAUGUGCCCUUUCAAGGACAUAGCAAUAAUACAAUUAGAUGCCUUCAAUGUUAUUUGCAAAUUCAGAAAAGUCUUCAAAGCAGUUCAUUCAAAAUCUACAAGGGUUGACAUAUACGACAUGCCCACUGUUUUUGGAAGUGUCUCCAACCAAACCAACCAGUUGACAAUGACAGAGGGGUUUUUGUUCUACAACUUCUUCUAG